Messenger RNA from Cladocopium goreaui, 2900 nucleotides. The record is from the annotation of a GenBank genome assembly. Lineage: Eukaryota; Dinophyceae; Suessiales; Symbiodiniaceae.
AUGUCUUCGUCGAAGGGGUCAGAUUUGGUCUCCUUCAAUGUGGGCGGCAAGAUCUACCAAGUGCUGCGGGAGCCCACGUUGAGUUUGCAUCCCAGCUCGUUGCUGACGCAGUUGGCGGAGGAUCAGAAGGAUGACAAGCCCAUCUUCGUGGAAGGAGAUCAGGAUCUUUUCAAGUUCGUGAUUGAUUACCAUCGAGAUCGCAAAGUCAUUUUGCCCGUGACCGUGAGUCGCGAUGCCGUGAAGCGCGAGCUGAAGCGAUUUGCCUUGGAGCCUACGGAGGAACAGAUUGUGCAGGAUGGUGUUUACUUUCCAGAAGUCAUGGGAAAGGUCGCCAAGUGGAGGGAUUCUAAUCGCACUCGCAAGCGGAAGGCCUGUCAGGAUUUUCUGGGCAGCUGCAUUGCAGAAGCGGCGUACAGCAAAAUGUCAGAAUCAGCUGGAAAAGAAUUCCGGGUCAUCCGUGGUGAUCUGCCCUAUUCAGAGAAAGACUUCGAGAGGCUCUUUGGCCCUGGUGCUGGGUUUCAGGUGGCAGAAUCUGAGGCCCUGAAAGACUUCGGAAGUUCUUUCGGAUAUUCCUUUACAUGUGGCAAUCGAAUGGGCUCCACCGGGCACUUUUGCUGGUUCACCUAUCAAUCAACCGAAUCCUUACUCUUGCGUUUCCGAAUUCCCACACCUGGCCCCAUGUCGUGCGCGAAAAGCUCGGAUCUCGUCACCUUCAAUGUGGGUGGCAAGAUCUACCAAGUGCUGCGGGAGCCCACGUUGAGUUUGCAUCCUAACUCACUGCUGACCCAGUUGGCGGAGGAUCAGAAGGAUGACAAGCCCAUCUUUGUGGAAGGUGACCAAGACCUCUUCAAGUAUGUCAUCGAUUACCACCGCGACCGUAAAGUCAUCCUCCCCAUCACCGUAUCCACUGAUGCCGUGAUGCGCGAGUUAAAGCGGUUCGGCUUGGAAGCGGCAGAAAACCAGAUCGUGCAGGACGGCGUUCCCUUCCCUUCUUUGAUGCGAAGAGUCGCCAAGUGGCAGGAGGCCAACGUAAGCCGCAAGAGAAAAGCGACGCUGGAUUUUAUCGGAAGUUUAAUUGCAGAGGUGGCUUCCGAGAAAAUGGGACAAGCAAAGGGAAAGGCGUUUUCCAUCCGAAGAAACGAUUUGCCUUGCAAUGAAAAGGAAUUUGACAGGCUCUUUGGCAGAGUUUCAGCAUCGCAAGUGCAAGAGUCAGAGGCACUGAAGGACUUUGAGCCCUCGCCUUGCUUCGCCGGCGUCGCGUCGAAACCGUCGGUUGCCAUGUCGUGUGGGUCCGGCUCGGAUCUCGUCACCUUCAAUGUGGGCGGCAAGAUCUACCAAGUGCUGCGGGAGCCCACGUUGAGUUUGCAUCCCGACUCACUCCUCACACAGAUGGCGGAGGAUCAGAAGGAGGACAAACCCAUCUUCGUGGAAGGUGAUCAAGACCUCUUCAAAUUUGUCAUUGAUUAUCAUCGAGACCGCAAGGUCAUCCUCCCCAUCACCGUGGCCAAAGAUGCCGUGCUGCGUGAGUUGAAGCGCUUCGGCCUGGAACCCACUGAUGACCAGAUUGUGGAGGAUGGCAUCUGCUUCUCUCUAGUGAAGAACAAAAUGCGGACGUGGCGAGACAGAGGCCGUAAGCUGAGGGAGCAGCCCGCGGCAGAGUUGCUGUGCGCUGUGAUGAUGGAAUCAGCUGCGGAGAAAUCCGCACAGGAUUCUGGAACGGGCUUUUUAGUUAGCAAACAUGACAUGACACAAGCGUUGAGUAUUGAUGACACGGCUUUCAGGUCUGGGGACAACACACAUUUUGCUGUGAUCUUUGGAUCGGAAAUUUGGGUAAAGGAGUGUGCCGGCUCGGAUCUCGUCACCUUCAAUGUGCCGCUGGGUGAAAGCCCGGAGAAGGGCGGCAAGAUCUACCAAGUGCUGCGGGAGCCCACGUUGAGUUUGCAUCCCAACUCCCUCCUCACACAGAUGGCGGAGGAUCAGAAGGAUGACAAACCCAUCUUCGUGGAAGGCGACCAAGACCUUUUUAAGUUCGUGAUUGACUAUCACCGGGACCGCAAAGUCCAUCUUCCCAUCAACAUCUCCAAAUCGGCCGUGCUCCACGAGCUGAAGCGCUUUGGCUUGGAAGCCACGGAAGACCAGCUUGUGGAAGAUGCCGUUCGCUUCUCCUCCAUGAAGAGGAAGAUGUUGGACUGGCAAGGCGAAAGCCAAAAAAUGAGGCAACGGGCGGCCGAAGAGUUGCUGUGCAGUGGGAUUAUGAAGGCGGCGGUGGAGAAAUCGAAAGAAGAUCAAGGAACGGGCUUCACUUUGAAGCGAGAUGACCUGCGCAGCGCGUUGGGUCUUGAUGAGACGGUGUUCAACAACCUAUUCUCUGUCGUGGCAGGGAAGAAGCCCUGUGAGUCUGAAGUCCUGCAACGGUUUGCACGCUCGUUUGGAUAUUCAAUGUCGGUGAGUAAACCUCGUGGCCAGUUCUUGGCGGGCAGCACUUGGAAUGGGUCCCAUAGUCUGAAUGUGGUAUUCACGCCGCAUUGAUUUGCAUACAGCUGGCAAAUGGCAGCUGCAAUCGUUUCUGCAGCCUCAAGAGUCUACCCAUGAUUUUCCAGAGAUCUGGAUUUGAAACUGCACACACGUCUCGGCACAGCACCUCUUUUAUAAAAAUUAGACGGACUGUGUGGAUUCAACCUGGCCAGUGGUUUCCAGCAUGGGAGUUUUGCAACACAACAAAACAGAGUCUGAGCACAUAUCAAGCAAUCGCUUCCUUUGUGGCUUGAUUAAGCUACUUUGAUUAGAAGUUUUCCACUGUUUGCUCAGGAAUUGCAGGAACAGAGUCUGCACCAGUUGUGGGACCGAGUGAAACCACCACCCGGCCCACUAGACCGAAAGACAGCAGCGUGGAUUAAAUU